Fraxinus pennsylvanica is the source of this 1335-nucleotide messenger RNA. The record is from the annotation of a GenBank genome assembly. Lineage: Eukaryota; Viridiplantae; Streptophyta; Magnoliopsida; Lamiales; Oleaceae.
AUGGCAACUAUUACGUCCGUCAAGGCCCGUCAGAUCUUCGACAGCCGUGGCAAUCCUACGGUUGAGGUUGACGUACAUCUAUCGAAUAAGCUCUGGGCCAGAGCUGCCGUCCCUAGUGGUGCAUCCACUGGAGUUUAUGAAGCUCUUGAAUUGAGAGAUGGAGGGUCAGACUACCUUGGCAAGGGUGUCUCAAAGGCCGUUAGCAAUGUAAACACCAUCAUUGGCCCUGCACUCAUUGGAAAGGACCCAACAGAUCAGACUGGUAUAGAUAACUUUAUGGUUCAACACCUUGAUGGAACUCAGAAUGAGUGGGGGUGGUGCAAACAGAAGCUUGGUGCAAAUGCCAUUCUGGCUGUCUCUCUUGCCAUAUGCAAAGCUGGAGCUGCCGUUCUUAAUAUUCCCCUCUACAAGCACAUUGCCAACCUUGCUGGUAACAAGAAGCUGGUGUUACCUGUUCCUGCCUUCAACGUUAUCAAUGGUGGAUCACAUGCUGGAAACAAACUUGCUAUGCAGGAAUUUAUGAUUCUUCCAGUUGGAGCUUCCUCUUUUAAGGAGGCCAUGAAGAUGGGUGUUGAAGUAUAUCACCAUUUGAAGGCUGUCAUUAAAAAGAAAUAUGGCCAAGAUGCCACCAAUGUAGGGGAUGAGGGUGGCUUUGCUCCUAACAUUCAGGAGAACAAGGAGGGUCUUGAGCUGCUCAAGACAGCCAUUGAAAAAGCAGGUUACACCGGAAAAGUUGUCAUCGGAAUGGACGUUGCUGCAUCUGAGUUUUAUGGAUCGGACAAGACUUAUGACUUGAACUUCAAAGAAGAGAACAAUAAUGGCUCACAAAAGAUCUCAGGUGACCAGCUCAAAGAUCUGUACAAAUCAUUCGUGUCUGAGUACCCAAUUGUAUCUAUUGAAGAUCCAUUUGACCAAGAUGACUGGGUGCAUUACUCCAAGAUUACUGGUGAAAUUGGAGCUCAAGUACAGAUUGUGGGAGAUGACCUCUUGGUCACCAAUCCCAAGAGAGUCGAAAAGGCAAUCAAGGAGAAGUCUUGCAAUGCUCUUCUUCUUAAGGUUAACCAAAUUGGAUCGGUUACCGAGAGUAUUGAAGCUGUAAAAAUGUCUAAACAGGCUGGUUGGGGUGUAAUGGCAAGCCACCGCAGUGGAGAGACAGAGGACACUUUCAUUGCCGAUCUGUCCGUGGGUUUGGCCACGGGCCAAAUUAAGACUGGAGCUCCAUGCCGGUCAGAACGUCUUGCGAAGUACAACCAGCUGUUGCGAAUUGAAGAGGAACUUGGAUCUGAAGCUGUAUAUGCUGGAGCUAACUUCCGUGUACCUGUCGAGCCCUAUUAG